CGUCCCAGAAGUCCCUGAAGAGCUGCGGCGCCGCGGAGGCGACUCGUUGGUCCCGGGGAAGAUGGCGGCGCCGGGGCCGGGGCGUUAGUGCAGUGCGCACCGCGGACGCCCGCUCGGCCUGGCACACAGGCCGGCAGCAGGAGCCGGCGCCAUCCCCAGAGUGGUACGACCCGGGGUCUACGGCAGGUGGGAUGAUGGACCUGGCCUACGUGUGCGAGUGGGAGAAGUGGCCCAAGAGCACUCACUGCCCGUCCGUGCCUCUGGCCUGCGCCUGGUCCUGCCGCAACCUCAUCGCCUUCACCACGGACCUGCGCAGUGAUGACCAGGACCUGACCCGCGUGAUUCACAUCCUGGACACGGAGCACCCCUGGGACCUGCACUCUGUUGCCUCGGAGCACAGCGAGGCCAUCACCUGUCUUGAGUGGGACCAGUCAGGCUCCCGGCUUCUGUCAGCGGAUGCUGAUGGGCAGAUCAAGUGCUGGAGCAUGGCGGACCACCUGGCCAACAGCUGGGAGAGCUCGGUGGGCAGCCUGGUGGAGGGGGACCCCAUUGUGGCCCUGUCCUGGCUGCACAACGGGGUGAAGCUGGCAUUGCACGUGGAGAAGUCAGGUGCCUCCAGCUUUGGCGAGAAGUUUUCCCGGGUCAAGUUCUCGCCGUCCCUCACGCUGUUCGGGGGCAAGCCCAUGGAGGGCUGGAUCGCGGUGACAGUCAGCGGCCUGGUCACUGUGUCGCUGCUCAAGCCCAGCGGGCAGGUGCUGACAUCGACCGAGAGCCUGUGCCGGCUGCGCGGCCGUGUUGCCCUGGCGGACAUCGCCUUCACGGGCGGUGGCAACAUCGUGGUGGCCACGGCGGAUGGCAGCAGCGCCUCACCCGUGCAGUUCUACAAGGUGUGUGUGAGUGUGGUCAGCGAGAAGUGCCGCAUAGACACUGAGAUCCUGCCCUCACUCUUCAUGCGCUGCACGACCGACCCCAACCGCAAGGACAAGUUCCCUGCCAUCACCCACCUCAAGUUCCUGGCCCGAGACAUGUCCGAGCAGGUGCUCCUGUGCGCGUCCAGCCAGACAAGCAGCAUUGUAGAGUGCUGGUCCCUUCGGAAGGAGGGGCUCCCCGUGAACAACAUCUUCCAGCAAAUCUCUCCCGUGGUUGGUGACAAACAGCCUAUGAUUCUCAAGUGGCGGAUCCUGUCAGCCACCAAUGACCUGGACCGUGUGUCAGCCGUGGCGCUGCCCAAGUUGCCCAUCUCACUCACCAACACCGACCUCAAGGUGGCCAGCGACACCCAGUUCUACCCCGGCCUCGGGCUGGCCUUGGCCUUCCAUGACGGCAGCGUCCACAUCGUGCACCGGCUUUCGCUGCAGACCAUGGCUGUGUUCUAUAGCUCUGCGGCCCCGCGGCCAGUGGACGAGCCGGCCAUCAAGCGGCCUCGGACCGCAGGUCCCGCCGUCCACUUUAAGGCCAUGCAGCUCUCCUGGACCUCUCUGGCCCUCGUGGGCAUCGACAACUAUGGGAAGCUGAGCAUGCUCCGCAUCUCGCCCUCCAUGGGCCACACACUGGACGUCAACCUGGCGCUGCGGCACCUGCUCUUCCUGCUCGAGUACUGCAUGGUGACCGGCUACGACUGGUGGGACAUCCUGCUGCACGUGCAGCCCAGCAUGGUGCAGAGCCUGGUGGAAAAGCUGCAUGAGGAAUACACGCGCCAGAACGCGGCCCUGCAGCAGGUGCUGUCCACCCGGAUCCUGGCCAUGAAGGCCUCACUGUGCUGGCUGUCGCCCUGCACAGUGGCUCGCGUGUGCGACUACCACACCAAGCUCUUCCUCAUCGCCAUCAGCUCCACCCUCAAGUCCCUACUGCGUCCACACUUCCUCAACACACCCGACAAGAGUCCCGGCGACCGGCUGACCGAGAUCUGUGCCAAGAUCACGGACGUCGACAUUGACAAGGUCAUGAUCAACCUCAAGACGGAGGAGUUUGUUCUGGACAUGAACACACUGCAGGCACUGCAGCAGCUCCUGCAGUGGGUGGGUGACUUCGUGCUCUACCUGCUGGCCAGCCUGCCCAACCAGGGCUCUCCGCUGCGGCCGGGGCACAGCUUCCUGCGGGACGGCACCUCCCUGGGCGUGCUGCGGGAGCUGAUGGUCGUCAUCCGCAUCUGGGGCCUGCUGAAGCCCAGCUGCCUGCCCGUGUACACGGCCACCUCGGACACCCAGGACAGCAUGUCCCUGCUCUUCCGGCUGCUCACCAAGCUCUGGAUCUGCUGCCGCGACGAGGGCCCGGCAAGCGAGCCGGACGAGGCCCUGGUGGACGAGUGCUGCCUGCUGCCCAGCCAGCUGCUCAUCCCCAGCCUGGACUGGCUGCCCGUCAGCGACGGCCUAGUCAGCCGCCUGCAGCCCAAGCAGCCCCUGCGCCUGCACUUCGGCAAGGCGCCCACGCUACCGGGCAGUGCCACCAGCUUACAGCUCGACGGCCUCAUCAGGGCGCCGGGCCAGCCCAAGAUCGACCACUUGCGGAGGCUGCACCUGGGAGCCUACCCUACGGAGGAGUGCAAGGCCUGCACCAGAUGUGGCUGCGUCACCAUGCUCAAGUCGCCCAACAGGACGACAGCCGUCAAGCAGUGGGAGCAGCGGUGGAUCAAGAACUGCCUGUGCGGCGGGCUGUGGCGGCGGGUGCCCCUCAGCUACCCCUGACCCCAGGCUGCUAUAAAUGGAUUUCCGGCCCAUUCCAUGGGACGCUGCCCUGGCUGGUGAGGGAUCCCACACACGUGGACUCUCAUUGGGUGCGUUAAAAAACAGCCGGUCUGGAUGUGUGGCUGAAACCCAGGGGUCUCUAAAGGCUGUCGGGAUGUGCAUGGUGGGGCAGAGAGAGCCACGGGCAGGGGCCUCCGUGAUUGGCUGCAGCAGGUGAGAAACGGCCCCGCCAGCCUUGGUGUUUGCCCAUCGUGGGGCCGUGACCCACGUGCCCCCUCCCAGGACCCUCGGAUCCCAAGGGACAUGUCUGGAUGCCCAGAGUCCUGGCUCAGAGGGUGCAGGACUGCUGGGUGUCCGAGCAGAUACUUCAGGUGACUCUGCUGUGGGUUCCUGCCUCACUUGCCCCCCUGUACCUGUGCAGGGGUUUUGAACCUAGGUGAGCCCGGCUGGGAAGGGCAGGCCCAAUAAACAUUCCUCUGCACCCCA
Molecule: messenger RNA, 3170 nt
Organism: Lemur catta (Ring-tailed lemur)
Lineage: Eukaryota; Metazoa; Chordata; Mammalia; Primates; Lemuridae
Gene: MED16
Product: mediator complex subunit 16
Biological process (GO): positive regulation of DNA-templated transcription
Cellular component (GO): mediator complex
Molecular function (GO): protein binding
Source: RefSeq, a predicted model, not a curated record